UCUCUCUCUACCUGGCUAGAAUAGAAAGAGAGAAGAUUAAUUAACGAGAAACUCCAGAGGAAGAGAGAGAGAGAGCCAUCCUCCUCGAUAAAAUUCGAUCAAGGUAUACGUUCACGCUGUUGAUUAUUUUAAACAGAAGCUUGCAGUUAUUCACUUAGUCCAUAGUCCAUAGAUGGCACAAAAGGCUUCUAUUAAACGUCUCCAAAAGGAAUAUAGAGCACUUUGCAAGGAACCAGUCUCCCAUGUUGUUGCUCGUCCUUCCCCAAAUGACAUUCUCGAGUGGCAUUAUGUUCUGGAAGGUAGUGAUGGAACACCUUUUGCAGGUGGAUAUUACUAUGGAAAGAUCAAGUUCCCUCCAGAGUAUCCUUAUAAGCCACCUGGAAUUACAAUGACUACACCAAGCGGUCGGUUCAUCACGCAAAAGAAAAUAUGUUUGUCUAUGAGUGAUUUUCAUCCAGAAAGCUGGAACCCGAUGUGGUCUGUGUCAAGCAUACUUACAGGACUCCUCUCAUUUAUGAUGGAUACCAGUCCAACAACCGGAAGUGUGAACACUACUGUAGCUGAGAAACAACAGCUGGCUAAGUCGUCUCUCGCUUUCAAUUGUAAAACCCCAGCAUUCCGAAAGCUAUUUCCAGAGUACGUAGAGAAGUACAAGCAGCAGGAACUAGCUGAACAAACGCGACAGACGUCACCAAAGUCUCCUCAAGAGAGCAAUACAAAAGCAGAGUCAGAGAAAACAGUAGUCAACCCAACAAAGGAGGACUCGGAGGGUGGCUUGAAGGAGAAGAGGAAGAAGAAGAAACAAGGAUUACCAGCGUGGAUAAUAGUGUUGCUUGUGUCGGUGUUCGGUGCAGUAAUGGCCUUGCCUUUGCUUCAACUUUGAUCUCUAUGCAACAAAAACAUAGAAAUGGACGAGUCUUUCCUUCACAUAAGAUCUCUCCAUAUCAGGAGUAGUCUUCUUUUGUCUAAUGGCUCUUACUUUGAAUUUUCUCAGUUUUAGCCUCCUUUCAUGGUUUGUGCUUUUACAUUUCAUAGUUUGUAUAGUAUAUGGUUGGUUUGCAUUGGAUAAAUAGAACCUUAUGGUUUUCAGUCGUACUACUUAUCCAACACA
Brassica oleracea var. oleracea is the source of this 1111-nucleotide messenger RNA. RefSeq names its product ubiquitin-conjugating enzyme E2 34-like. The coding region runs from base 173 to 883 and encodes 236 amino acids. The record is from RefSeq and is a predicted model, not a curated record. The transcript is spliced from 10 exons. NCBI's taxonomy places the organism in Eukaryota, Viridiplantae, Streptophyta, Magnoliopsida, Brassicales, Brassicaceae.